AUAAUCCGCGUGCAGUCACCGGAAGGGGUGAAGCGCAUCACAGCCACGAAGCGAGAAACGGUGGCGACAUUCCUCAAGAAGGUUGCAAAAGAAUUUGGUUUCAGGAAUAAUGGGUUUUCUGUCUACACCAAUAGAAACAGGACAGGAGAGAUCACAGCAUCACAAAACAAAUCCCUCAACUUACUGAAAAUCAAGCAUGGCGAUAUGCUGUUUCUCUACCCCUCAAGCCCGGCUGGCUCCUCCUCAGAGACCAUGGACACCUCUGUCUCCCAAGGCUUGCGGCCUGCGGGGGCCCCCCAGGUGGUGGAAGAUGAGAUUGACCAGUAUCUGAUCAAACAAGAUGGGAAGAUUUACCGAAAUCGAGACCAACAGCUGUGCCGCCACGGCCCCUUGGGUAAAUGCGUGCAUUGCGUACCGCUGGAGCCUUUUGAUGAGGAUUAUUUAAACCAUCUGGAACCUCCUGUGAAGCAUAUGUCCUUCCAUGCCUACAUCAGGAAGCUGACCGGAGGGGCAGACAAGGGGAAAUUUGUUGCCCUGGAAAACAUCAGCUGCAAGAUCAAAUCAGGCUGUGAAGGGCACCCUCCUUGGCCAGAAGGCAUUUGCACAAAGUGUCAGCCAAGUGCCAUCACCCUCAAUAGACAGAAAUACAGGCAUGUUGACAACAUCAUGUUUGAGAACCACACAAUUGCAGAUCGCUUCCUAGACUUCUGGCGGAAGACAGGAAACCAACAUCUUGGGUAUCUGUAUGGCCGGUACACAGAGCACAAAGACAUUCCUCUGGGGAUCCGGGCGGAGGUCGCUGCCAUCUAUGAACCCCCACAGAUUGGUACACAGAACAGCCUGGAGAUCCUGGAAGAUCCAAAAGCUGAGGUUGUGGAUGAGAUCGCUGCAAAGCUUGGACUGAGAAAGGUUGGCUGGAUAUUUACUGAUCUGGUCUCUGAAGACACACGAAAAGGGACUGUUCGAUACAGCAGAAACAAGGACACGUAUUAUCUAAGUGCAGAAGAGUGCAUCACAGCUGGAAACUUUCAGAACCAGCAGCCCAACAUCUGUCGCCUUUCUCCAGAUGGUCAUUUUGGAUCCAAGUUUGUCACAGUUGUGGCUACAGGUGGUCCCGACAACCAGGUCCACUUUGAGGGCUACCAGGUUUCGAAUCAGUGCAUGGCGCUGGUUCGAGAUGAGUGUUUGCUGCCCUGCCGAGACGCACCGGAGCUGGGCUAUGCCAAGGAGUCCAGCAGUGAGCAGUAUGUGCCUGAUGUGUUCUAUAAGGACAUAGACAAGUUUGGCAACGAGAUCACACAGCUGGCUCGCCCGCUCCCGGUUGAGUACCUAAUCAUAGACAUUACUACAACUUUCCCCAAGGAUCCAGUCUACACCUUUUCUAUUUCUCAAAAUCCAUUCCCCAUCGAGAACCGUGAUGUGCUGGGAGAAACUCAGGACUUCCACAGCUUGGCCACGUACCUGUCCCAAAACACUUCCUCCGUUUUCCUAGACAUCAUUUCCGAUUUCCAUCUGCUUCUUUUCCUGGUCACAAACGAGGUCAUGCCUCUGCGGGACAGCAUCAGCUUGUUGCUGGAAGCUGUGAGGACCAAGAAUGAGGAGCUUGCACAGACCUGGAAAAAAUCAGAGCAGUGGGCCACCAUCGAGCAGCUCUGCAGCACAGUCGGUGUCCAGAUCUCAGGACUACAGGAAUACGGUGCCAUGGGCGGCUCGACACACGCCGUGUCAGCGGCCAUGUGGGCCUGCCAGCACUGCACCUUCAUGAACCAGCCGGGCACGGACCACUGUGAGAUGUGCAGCCUGCCCCGGACCUAACCAUGCCGGCGUGGCGGCAGACUCCAAUACAGAGCAAACCCUUGA
Molecule: messenger RNA, 1860 nt
Organism: Phaethon lepturus (White-tailed tropicbird)
Lineage: Eukaryota; Metazoa; Chordata; Aves; Phaethontiformes; Phaethontidae
Gene: NPLOC4
Product: nuclear protein localization 4 homolog (S. cerevisiae)
Exons: 16
Biological process (GO): ubiquitin-dependent protein catabolic process
Cellular component (GO): nucleus
Molecular function (GO): ubiquitin binding; ubiquitin protein ligase binding
Source: RefSeq, a predicted model, not a curated record